Messenger RNA from Saccharomyces mikatae IFO 1815, 2166 nucleotides. RefSeq names its product Rqc1p (gene RQC1). The transcript has a single exon. The record is from RefSeq and is a predicted model, not a curated record. Gene Ontology annotation, cellular component: RQC complex. Lineage: Eukaryota; Fungi; Ascomycota; Saccharomycetes; Saccharomycetales; Saccharomycetaceae. Gene Ontology annotation, biological process: ribosome-associated ubiquitin-dependent protein catabolic process; rescue of stalled cytosolic ribosome. The coding region runs from base 1 to 2166 and encodes 721 amino acids.
AUGAGUUCUAGGGCAUUGAGAAAGUUACAGGAUGACAACGCCCUGCUUGAGUCGUUACUAACAAACGCCAACGCGAAUAAAGUGACCCGUGGUAAAAGUACUGCCAGUGAUGGUCAGAAACAACAGAAUAUCUUUUCUCUCAUGAACAAUGCACAUGAUCCAGAUUAUUCUAGUGAUGAAGAGCAAGUAUCUGGACACGAUGAAGAAGGUCCCGUUACUGGUGAACACGAUGCCGGAAACAAUGCUCAACCUAAAAAAAUCAUCCUUGCAUCGAAGUCUUCUAGAAGGAAAAAGAAUAAAAAGUCAAAGAAAAAGCCAAAAAACCACAUCAAUGAGGUCGGAAAUGAUGAAAAUUCUGAUGACGAAGAGUUUGACAGAAUUAUUCAACAGUUUAAGAAAACUGAUAUAUUGAAGUACGGUAGGAAUGAGACAAAUGGUGAAGCUAAUGAGGAGGGUUUUUUCACGGCAUCAGAAUCCGAAGAAACAUUUGUUGAACCUUGGAAGUGCUUUUUAAGCUUAGAAAGUGAUCCGGGAUUUACAAAAUUUCCCAUUUCAUCGUUGAAGCAUUCUUGCAAGUUUUUCCAAAACGAUUUUAAGAAGUUGGACCCUCAUACGGAAUUUAAACUGUUAUUUGAUGAUAUCUCUCCAGAGUCGCUCGAAGAUAUCGAUUCUAUGACGUCUACGCCCGUAUCUCCUCAGCAGCUGAAACAGAUCCAGAGAAUGAAAAGGUUGGUUAGAAACUGGGGCGGAAAAGAUCACAAGUUGGUGCCUAACGGCCCUGGGAUGCAUCCGCAUCAUCUGAAAUUUACCAAGAUAAGGGAUGACUGGGUUCCUACUCAAAGAGGUGAGCUGUCUAUGAAACUUUUAAAUUCUGAUGAUCUUUUAGAUUGGCAAUUAUGGGAGAGACCGUUAGAUUGGAAAGAUGUUAUUCAAAACGAUGUUAAUCAAUGGCAAAAAUUGAUCUCAUUUUAUAAAUUCGAGCCCUUGAAUUCCGAUUUGAGUAAGAAAUCAAUGAUGGACUUCUACCUAAGUGUUAUAGUUCAUCCUGAUCAUGAAGCCCUUAUAAACCUGAUUUCUUCUAAGUUUCCAUACCAUGUACCUGGGUUAUUACAAGUCGCCCUGAUAUUUAUUAGGCAGGGCGAUAAAUCAAAUACUAACGGAUUAUUACAAAGAGCACUUUUCGUCUUCGAUAGAGCUUUGAAAGCGAAUAUUAUUUUUGAUUCCUUAACUUGCCAAUUACCUUUCAUAUACUUCUUUAACAGACAGUUCUACUUGACUAUAUUUAGAUACAUCCAAUCGCUUGCUCAAAGAGGUGUCAUAGGUACCGCUAGUGAAUGGACAAAGGUUCUUUGGUCUCUGAGCCCAUUGGAAGAUCCCUUAGGAUGCCGGUAUUUUCUCGAUCACUACUUCUUAUUGAAUAAUGACUAUCAAUAUAUCAUUGAGCUGUCCGACUCUCCAUUAAUGAACUGUUACAAAGAAUGGAAUACCCUAGGAUUUUCGGUAGGUGUAGUAUUAAGUUUCUUGAGAAUAAAGGAGAUAAAUUCAGCCCGCAAUGCGCUUUUAAAAGCUUUUAAACACCAUCCUUUACAACUUGCAGAAAUUUUUAAGGAAAAACUUUUGGGCGACAUUACACUAACCAAGAAUCUAACUAUUGAUGGUCAUUUGGCAGAAGUUUUAGAAUUGAAAGCAUACAUGGCUCGUUUCCCAUUGUUAUGGACUAGAAAUGAAGAUAUAUCAUUUUUGCAUAACGAAUUAUCGAUUAUUUUACAGGAUUACCAAAAUGGAAACAUCACUAUUGAUUCAAAUGACAAGGUAGAUGAUAAUAGAACUAACGAAUCACAAUCACAUUUUUUCAUUACAGGAAUCCCAAUCAAUUUAUUACGAUUUGCCAUAUUAUCUGAGGAGUCUUCAGUUAUGGCUGCCAUUCCUCCAUCUAUCUGGUCGGACUAUGAAGUAUAUGAAUUUGACGUAUUGCCUCCAACACCUACGUCGAAGGAAUCAAUCGAUGUGAUUGAAAACAUCAAAAGCUUCAUCAAUGAAAAGGAUUUAGCGGCCCUCCAAAUCGAAAGAAUACAAGAUGAAGAUCUACUGAAUCAAAUUAGACAAAUAUCCUUACAACAAUACAUUCAUGAAAAUGAGGAGUCAAACGUGAAUGGACGCCAAUAA